AUGCAGGAAAAAUUGGAAGACAUCAAGAAACGACACACGCUGCAGUCCAUCCAAUGGGCGGAGCGAGACAAGGAGCUGGAGAAGGAGCUGGCCGCCCUGCAGGAGCGGUUGAAGAAGCAAGAGGCCGAUGCGCAGGCCAAGCAAGCCGAGCUGGACCAGAAGACGGCCGAGAGCCUCGAGCGCCUGCGCGAACUCAACAGGGCCAAGAAGGACCUCGAGUCCGAGAAGAAGCAGAGAGAGGAGAGCGAAAGCGAAGCCAAAAAGAACGAAGAGGCGGCCAGGCUCGCGCUGAGCCGCGCCGAGGAGCGGCUGCUCGACAAGGUCGCCGAGCGCGAGCGCGAGAUCGACGAGUUGCGGAGCCGGCUGGCCAAGAAGGACGCCGACAUGCUCGACUACGUCAAGAGCCAGCAGACCACCAGCACCAGCACCGACGAGCGCGACCACCUGCGGGAG
This is a messenger RNA of Acanthamoeba castellanii str. Neff, 453 nucleotides long. RefSeq lists its product as uncharacterized. The transcript has a single exon. The record is from RefSeq and is a predicted model, not a curated record. NCBI's taxonomy places the organism in Eukaryota, Discosea, Longamoebia, Acanthamoebidae. The annotation marks the transcript as partial.